GUGGAUGACCUAUCCGAGCAGCUGAAUGAAGCUAUGAAGCGGGUGGCCGAUGAGCGCAGUCAGCGUCUCAACAUUCAGGCAGAACUAAUGGCCUGUCAAUUGGACUAUCGGACCUCCCUCUCAAACUCCACGUACGCUGGAUACUCGACGUCCACUAGGUACACGCCCUGCAACUCUAUGACACAGUCUUUUUCUCUCGGUACUCUUCCGUCGGAGGUCAACCUCGGCGAUCUUCCCUCCACGAACCAACCACAUCUGCCGAUUGCCCUGCCCUCGACGCCUUCCUGA
Molecule: messenger RNA, 288 nt
Organism: Dibothriocephalus latus
Lineage: Eukaryota; Metazoa; Platyhelminthes; Cestoda; Diphyllobothriidea; Diphyllobothriidae
Source: the annotation of a GenBank genome assembly